AUGAGCACGAAACAUCAUAAAGACAUUUCUUUCAGAUUAACAACUUUCUUUCUGAAAGUCGUCGGCCUGUGGUUCCGCACUACCCGCGUUGAAAAGUGGCUGAGAAAUGCUGUAGUGGUUUAUAGUAUUUUAACACUCGUCUUCUCUAUAUGGAUCCACUGGAGAGAACUUUAUUUCUCUUGGGGAGACUUUAACAUCUCCUCUCACAUCGUGUUGAAUAUAUUGGUACUGAACAUGGACUUGCUUAAAAUUGUAAUUAUAUUUAUACACAAGGAGAAGUUUUUUCGUUUAAUUGUACAUAUGCAGAACAAUUUCUGGCAUUCCAAUUACGAUCAGUACGAGAACUCAAUUCUAGCAGAUACGAAACGAAUCUGCAUCUACUUCGUCUGCUUCUUCUCAUUCUUCUCUCAGUUUACGUGUUUUUCCUACAUAAUCAACCCACUUAUGUCAAAUAUUGGAAAGAAUAAGUCAGAAAGGGUACUUAUGUUUGAUAUGCAUAUGGAUCUACCAUUGUCUAUUUCACCAUAUUAUGAAAUUAUGUACUUGAUACAGGCAUUGGCUUUGUACCAAAAUGACGUAUGUUAUCUUUGCAUCGAUGACAUAUUUUGCAUUAUGUGCUUACACGUAGCUAGUCAGUUUCGUAUAUUGCAAUAUAGGAUGGAGAAUGUUCUAAGUCCAAAAGACAAAGAUAAACUUGAUCUGGACGCAAAUGAAGAUGUCUCGAAUAAGUGCUACGCGAUAUUUAAAAAUUGCAUACAACAACAUCAAACUCUCAUUGAAUUCUCUACGACGCUCGAGGAGAUAUUUACAAUAAUCGUACUCAACCAAGUGUUAACGUUUAGUACAUUAAUUUGUUUCGUCGGAUAUCAAACGCUUUUGGUGGAUUUGACACUUUCAUGGCGCAUUACUCUUGGAUGUUUCUUAUUGACUAACAUAUUGCAAUUAUGGAUCUUCACGUAUAGUUGCGAUUUCAUGGCGCGAGAAAGCACAAAUGUUGCUAAUGCUGCGUACACUGCACCAUGGACAUAUUUACCAAUGGACAGAUUUGGAAAAAUGAUACGACAGGAUUUGCAAAUUGUAAUGAUGAGAUCGAGACGAGCCUGCUAUCUCACCGCCUGCGGUUUCUUUCCCAUAUCGCUUGAAACUUUCACCAAGAUUAUGAGUUCCGCAAUGUCAUAUUUCACUAUACUAAAGCAGCGAACAGUGGAUACAGCGGCAUAACUCCUCCAGAUUUCAUGUUAGAUGAUUUUCUGUAUACACAUGUUUUAAGUACUGCAGCAUCGUACUUUACGUUGCUAAAACUGCGUGUAGAAGCAAUUUCGUAAUAUAUGUUAAUCGUAA
Molecule: messenger RNA, 1341 nt
Organism: Frieseomelitta varia
Lineage: Eukaryota; Metazoa; Arthropoda; Insecta; Hymenoptera; Apidae
Product: odorant receptor 49b-like
Exons: 7
Coding region: 1-1221 (406 amino acids)
Biological process (GO): detection of chemical stimulus involved in sensory perception of smell; sensory perception of smell
Cellular component (GO): plasma membrane
Molecular function (GO): odorant binding; olfactory receptor activity
Source: RefSeq, a predicted model, not a curated record